Molecule: messenger RNA, 2067 nt
Organism: Enhydra lutris kenyoni (northern sea otter)
Lineage: Eukaryota; Metazoa; Chordata; Mammalia; Carnivora; Mustelidae
Product: RCC1 like
Exons: 11
Coding region: 34-1416 (460 amino acids)
Source: RefSeq, a predicted model, not a curated record
GCGCCCAGGAGGCGCUGAGGCGUGGAGCGGGGAAUGGCGCUGACGGCCGGGGCUCGGCUGGGGCGGCUGCUGAGCGGACCGGGACCGGGGCUGCGGGCGGGGCGAGGGCACCGGACGGCGGCCGGGCGCUCGCCGAGCUCGCGCGAGGCGGACGCCCCUGUGUUCCAGUACGUGGGCGAGCGGGCAGCCCGUGCCGACCGCAUCUUCGUGUGGGGCUUCAGCUUCUCGGGGGCGCUGGGCGUGCCCACCUUCGUGCUGCCCAGCGCUGGGCCCAAGCCUCGCGCCGGCUCGCGGCCGCCCCGCAGGAUCCAGCCCGUGCCCUACCGCCUGGAGCUGGACCAGAAGAUUUCCUCUGCUGCCUGUGGCUAUGGAUUCACGCUGUUAUCCUCUAAAACCAAGGACGUGACGAAAGUUUGGGGUAUGGGGCUCAACAAAGAUUCCCAGCUUGGAUUUCACCGGAGCCGCAAAGAUAAAACCAGGGGGUAUGAGUAUGUACUGGAGCCCUCGCCUGUCCCACUGCCUCUGGACAGACCUCAGGAGACACGGGUGCUGCAGGUGUCCUGCGGCAGAGCCCACUCUCUCAUCCUGACAGACCGCGAAGGAGUCUUCAGCAUGGGAAACAAUUCUUACGGGCAAUGUGGAAGAAACGUGGUCGAAAAUGAAAUUUAUAGUGAAAGUCACAAAGUCAACAGAAUGCAGGACUUCGAUGGACAGGUGGUUCAGGUGGUUUGUGGCCAGGACCAUAGCCUGUUCCUGACGGACAAAGGAGAAGUCUACUCUUGCGGCUGGGGCGCCGACGGGCAAACGGGUCUGGGUCACUACAAUAUCACCAGCGUGCCCACCAAGCUGGGCGGGGACCUGGCCGGAGUGAACGUCGUGCAGGUGGCCACCUACGGUGACUGCUGCCUGGCCGUGUCUGCCGAGGGCGGCCUCUUCGGAUGGGGGAACUCGGAGUAUCUGCAGCUGGCCGCCGUCACCGACGCCACCCAGGUGAACGUCCCCCGGUGCCUACCCUUCUCGGGAGUAGGGAAGGCGAAGCAGGCUGCGUGCGGCGGCACGGGCUGUGCCGUGUUAAAUGGAGAAGGACAUGUUUUCGUCUGGGGCUACGGAAUUCUUGGGAAAGGACCGAACCUUGUGGAAAGUGCCCUUCCCGAGGUGAUCCCGCCCAGUCUCUUCGGCCUGACGGAGUUCAACACGGGAGUCCACGUUUCCCUAAUCCGAUGUGGCCUCAGCCACUUUGCUGCCCUGACCAACAGAGGAGAGCUGUUUGUGUGGGGCAAGAACAUCCGCGGGUGCCUGGGCAUCGGCCGUCUGGAAGACCAGUAUUUCCCGUGGAGGGUGACCAUGCCUGGGGAGCCCGUGGAUGUGGCGUGCGGUGUGGACCACAUGGUGACUCUGGCCAAGUCCUUCAUCUGAAGCUCGACCCUGGAACUUGGCCUCAGAACCCCUUGGACUGCUUGGCAGAGACCCCAGCGGGGCUGUUGCCGGGGGUCAGAGAGGACCCAGACCCCUUGUGACGCGUGACGCUCUCUGCCAGUGCCCUUAGCAAGAACUGGAAGUCCCGGGACUCAGGCCCCUCUCUGGCCGAGGGUGGGACCCCCUGCAUCAUCAGGGGAUGGCUGUCCUCAUCCGGCCAAGCACCAGCGAGAGGGGCCCCGGGCUGUGUCUCAUCCGACCCGAGCAGCUGGCCUGAGGGAAGCUUAGCUCUAAGCCAUGCCGUUCUGUUUGCGCUUGAAGGUUGCCUGAUGGCUCUAGUGGCCAGGAGGGGUUCCGUAAGCCUCGGACCCCAGCAGAGCUCGUGGUGGGCUUGUGGGCGUCAGGGCGAGUCCCCGCCUGAGUGCGGGAGCCGGGCUGAGAAGCUCGGAGAAGUUAGAGCGAGGCCACGUUCUUGUGCACCAGAUACCCCUGCUUUCAGAAGCGUGGCUGGAGGGCCAGCCCCGGAGGAGAGACCCAGAAAUCACGGAAAACAGUUGAGGUCGUAACGUCAACUUGGCCUUUCGUUUAAAAACAUCUUUGGAAAAUCUCUUUUGGAAUAAAGUCUAUUUUCUGCCUUUUUGUUUUUGAGCA